AUGUCGUUUCAGCGGAAACAGGAGAAGGAUUUCACCAAGGAGGUCAAGGAGCUUACGCCUCAAGUCGAGGCGCUCGCCAAGGACGGCAAGCUGAGCGAGGCUGUGGACCGUAUCUCUGCGCUCGAGAAGCAGACGCGUAAUGCCUCGGAUAUGCCGUCGACCGCGUCGCUGCUCACCCUCAUCGUCCGCCUUUGCUGGGAACAGAAGGACCUCGACGCACUCAACACCCAGCUCACGCUCAUGAGCAAGAAGCACGGCCAGCUCAAGGAGGCCGUGGUGCGUAUGGUCGACGAGGCCAUGCCGUACCUAGACACUUUGGAGGACGAGGAGAAGAGCAAGCCCAAGGGUGGUCGUUGGCUCGAGCUCCUCAACACUCUCCGCGACAUCACCGAGGGCAAGAUCUACCUCGAGCUCCAGCGGGCUCGACUUACCGCCCAACUCGCCACUUAUCACGAGACGCUGGCCCAGAGCGCGCCCAAGGAGGAUGCGAAGCAGCGCGAAGACCGGGAGAAGAACGAGGCAAAGGGUGACGAGAAGGUUGAGAAGGAGCCUGUGACUGCCGAGGACCACAUCAACGCCGCGGCAGACCUUAUGAGCGAUAUCCAGAUCGAGACGUAUAGCUCGAUGGACAAGCGCGAGAAGACCAACUUUAUUCUCGAGCAGAUGCGCCUUGAAUCUCUCCGCGGUAACUGGAACAAGGUGCGCGUUGGGAGCCGCAAGAUCAACCGCGUCUACCUCAAGGAGAAGGAUGCGUCCGACCUCAAGCUCAGGUACUACGACCUCAUCGUCCACCUCGCUCUCCAGGAGGACAACUACCUCGAGGUCUGCAGCGCCUACCAGGCCGUGUGGGACACGGACGAGGUCAAGGCCGAUGAAGCGCGCGAGCUGAACGUCAUUGAGAACAUUAUCAUGUACGUCGUGCUGGCGCCGUACAGCAACGAGCAAAGCGACAUGCUGCACAAGUUGUACGCGGACCAUAGACUCGAGAAGGCACCUCUGAACUACGCCCUCCUCAAGUGCUUUGUGACAAAGGAGCUCAUGCGCUGGCCCGGCAUAGAGAGCUUAUACGGCACGGAACUGCGCAAGACCCCCGUGUUUGCGCCCGACUCGGACCUCGGCACCAAGACUGGCCAGCGGGCAGAGGAGGAGCGCAAGAAGGGGACCAAGAUCCUUCCCCCAGGCGAGUCACGGUGGGAGGCACUCCACUCGCGUGUGGUCGAGCACAACAUCCGCGUCAUUGCCGCCUACUACAGCCGUAUCACACUGCAGCGCCUUACCGAGCUGCUCGACCUCCCUGCCCUUACGACCGAGCGGACACUGUGCAAGCUUGUGACGGACAAGACGGUGUAUGCGCGCAUCGACCGGCCAGCCGGCGUGGUCAACUUCCAGCGGCCGCGCAAGACUAACGAGACGCUCAACGCUUGGAGUACCGACAUUUCCAAGAUGCUCAGUCUUGUUGAGAAGACGAGCCACCUCGUCUCAAAGGAGUAUGCGAUGCACGAGGCCGCGCAGGCGGGCCGCAAGAAGGUCAAGGCGUAG
Molecule: messenger RNA, 1539 nt
Organism: Cutaneotrichosporon cavernicola
Lineage: Eukaryota; Fungi; Basidiomycota; Tremellomycetes; Trichosporonales; Trichosporonaceae
Gene: RPN5
Exons: 5
Coding region: 1-1539 (512 amino acids)
Cellular component (GO): proteasome regulatory particle, lid subcomplex; cytoplasm
Source: RefSeq, a predicted model, not a curated record